Molecule: messenger RNA, 3336 nt
Organism: Fusarium subglutinans
Lineage: Eukaryota; Fungi; Ascomycota; Sordariomycetes; Hypocreales; Nectriaceae
Product: DNA repair RAD5
Exons: 11
Coding region: 1-3336 (1111 amino acids)
Molecular function (GO): ATP-dependent chromatin remodeler activity; ATP binding
Source: RefSeq, a predicted model, not a curated record
AUGACUUCAGCAUCUCCUGUCGCUGGUGCUAGCCAGCCCUUCUUAAAGAAAGAGGAAUACGAUUCUAAUGAUGAAUACACUUUCCUCUCUUCAAGCAAGACUGAAGCAAAGAAGGGCGACCCACAUCAGGCCAUCUUCAUCGAUGAUGAUGAUGAUGGUGAUGACGAUGACAAGGAGAGUAUUUCGGGGCUAUUUACCCGGCCUCGACAGACUUCAGGUAACGACAACCUUAAUAUCGUCAAGGAAGAGAGCGACGAGGAAAAGGAGAGCUUCAAGAAAAAGAGACUGAAGCCUCAAAGCAAAGACACCAUUACAGUCGGAGACUUCUGUGACACGAUCAAUGUUGACCCGGAGUCUAGUGACGAAGAGGACGAUCCAGAUUCUGCACACGAGGAGGACUCAGAUUAUCACGACUCAGACGACUCAAACAACUCAGACCACUCGGACAACUCGGAUGACUCUGACGAUUCAGAAACUGAGCAGAAGAAGCACAAGCCAAAACGAGGUGUUUUUAAAACCUCGUAUAUCAGAAAGCUUGUCAAAAAAUGCGAGAAUAAAAAAAAUGCUUUGCUCGUCAGGAAGUACAUGGGAGAAAAGUUGAGUCUUGCGGAGUGCGAGAAACUCGAAAAGCUGAAGGAUCGAAUCCCCAAAGCAAAGAAGGCACUUGAGAAAUAUGCGAGAGAAUCUCCACCAAAAACUGCUCGAGAGUACUGGCAGCGGCAUCUGAAGCGACAGGAGGAAAAAGAAGACAGAAAACGCAAACGUGACGGCGAUGAGACAACCCCGAACAAACUUCAAAAAACAGACAUGCAAGCUGGAACUUUUGGUGGAGCUGAAAACCCUGGUUUCUUAAGAGCAGCAGCCCUUUUCACCUCGAAAGGGGCUCAAGAUGAUGACGACGACGACAGUGAACCAGCGGACAAGAUCAAGGCCACAACUCAUGCGGCCCAGAUGAGGCAGAUCAUGGCUGGCAUUCCCGAGGGCAAUGAUACCCGACAUACCAAGACGCAAAAGAAGGAUCUAAUGAAAGCCAAGAAAUGCUUCGGGUACAAGCAGAUUAAGGCUAUUGACGGGAAGUGGAAGCUCAAAGGGAUGGAAACCCCUAUGCACAGUCAGCAGCUCGUGGCCGCUACCUGGAUGGUCAGGCGUGAAGCCAUGGGAUUGCAUCCGGCAGGAGGUAUCCUGGCCGACGAGAUGGGUCUUGGAAAGACUAUCACGGCUUUGGCGACAAUCAUCGGCCAUCCAGCAGAGCGAGAGGACAGAGUUGAUGGUUAUGGUAAGGCAACUUUGGUGAUUGCUGAUAGUCCUAAUUCGGCCUCAUGGACCUGGAUGGAUCAAAUCAACAAUCAUACCUCAGGAGGCUUUGCCGAUAAGUGCCUGAUAUAUGACAAGGAGCUUCACAAAAGUGCAAGAUCGUUGAGUACGAGGAAUGUGGUCAAAAGGGAACGCCAAAUGCUAAAGGCCAAAUGGGCGGGAGACGAGAGCAGUUUUCAGCAAGCACUUUCAAAGAAGCUCGGCCUACUCUACAAAGUCAACUGGUAUCGAAUCAUUUUGGACGAGGCUCAUGGUAUAAAGAACCACACCUCAAGUGGUGCUCUCGCCGUCUGGCGACUGAACGCCAAAUACCGUUGGGCUUUGACUGGCACACCCCUCGCCAACAAACUGGAAGAGUUCUUUCCCUACUUGAAGUUUAUUGGUUGCGAUUUUGCAACUACCAUGAAAAGAUACCGAGCUGAGUAUGUCACGAGCGACCAGGCAUCUGAAAACUUCGAACAAUUAGUGGCCCUUGUCAUGAUGAGACGACAGCAGACUGAGAAGUUCCUGGGACACACUAUGGUUCCCCUGCCAAAAGACCAUCGUAGUGAUAUCUGGAUUCCUUGUUCAAGCUGGGAGAAGAUCCUUUUAGAGGUUGUGGAUGGUGCAUACCAAGAAAAGCUUCUCGAGGCCCAAAAUGAAAGCCAAGAUACUGCUGCACAUGAACUCCAACCACAUCAGGAUACCGAGGAGAAUGAAGUUGAAUCCGACGACGAGAGUGAAGCUGACAUCGAAGGUGACGAGAACAACGGCUCCAAUGCUCUAGACGCGUACAGAAUUCAGCUCCUGAGAUGUAUGAGGCUCCUGCAACUCACGUCUCACCCUCUCACCCUUGAGAAGUUCUAUAGAGAGGAAGACCAUGACGCAUAUAUUGACCUGACCCUUGAGCGCCUGAAAUCAGAAAUCGCUCAAUCAAAUCUCGAUGCAGACCAGAAGGCUCUGGAAGUGUCUCUCGAGCCAGCCUAUUCCUCAGGGCUCCGACAGUUGGAGUUGGUGAUCAAAGACAACUUUGGGGGUAGUGAGGAGAUGGCAGAGCUACUCACACUUGCGGCUAAUGAGAAAAUGGUCAAAAACGUCACCUGUGCUCUCUGCCGCCAGAGAACACCUCCUGAGAAACCCGUCCAGAGCUCCAACUGCGAGCAUAUCUACUGCAGAGACUGCCUUUCAAUUGCAACCAGCGGCGUUACCAAAACGGGUCGCCCUCGCGUGCCUGCCCAGUGUCGCGUCCCGGGAUGCUCUCCAAAACUUGGCAUGGGGCAAGCGGUAAAGACUCCGGAAUGCAUUGAUUCAGCUGUAAAAGCUAUAAAACGUUACAAGGAGCCUGGCCGUGACAGUAUUGGCACACGGUGGACAGGCGGCCCAAAGGACAUGGCCUCGUUCUUUCGCGCUGUUUGUGGCCGCGAUGACAUUGACUAUGGUCCUGUCAGGAUGCCCUUGAGCUCCAAAGUCAAAGCCACUUUGGCAGUAAUGCUGACGUGGAUGAGAGAGGCCCCCGAUGACAAGGUAAUCAUUUAUGUCCAGUGGACUAGAACUGCAAAGGCUCUCGGGUGUGUUCUUGAGAGCCUGGGAAUCCAAUUUCUCUAUUACAACCGUAUGGCGAACCAGAAGCAGAAGAAUCGAGCACUAGGUGAGUUCACCGAUAACCCUGACGUCAAGAUUCUAGUGUCGUCAAUGAAGUGCGGUGGACAGUCCUUGAAUCUCCAAAUGGCCAACCGCAUCAUCAUCGUUGACGAAUGGUGGAACAAAGCUGUUGAGGAACAAGCUUUCAAGAGGGUCUACAGAACUGGCCAGUUGAAAGAGACUCAUCUUGUUCGCAUCAUCGCGAAGGAUACCAUUGACGAACGUAUCAUCAUGCUGCAAGACGCCAAGGAAGAGGUCAUCCGAGCGGCUCUGCAGGACGGGGAGAUGCAGCCAAACUUCUCCAACUAUAUUCAGCUUCAAAUGCUCUUUUCCGGAAAGGACAAACAGACGCUGAUCGCAGAGAUGGAGGCGGAAGUUCGUGCCAAACAGGCUAAGCAGUGA